Molecule: messenger RNA, 1833 nt
Organism: Aureobasidium vineae
Lineage: Eukaryota; Fungi; Ascomycota; Dothideomycetes; Dothideales; Saccotheciaceae
Source: the annotation of a GenBank genome assembly
AUGAUGGUUUCGAGGCUUUCUACAGCUCUGCUGUUGGUUGCUUCAAUCAACCAUGCUCUGGCCCAGAAUUACGCCAAUGUCACGACCAGUGCUGUACCAAGUUCUACCACUGUCAAUGGUACCACUGUGGCCAAUCCCAGUGCUUUCGUGACUAAUUUGCAAUUGUCUGUCGAAGGUAAACUGGCCAUUUAUCCAACGGCAUAUCAUUACAGUUCUCAAACACUGACAUUUUCCNNAGACCUAUGGGAUUUCUUCGUUGGACCAGUCGAUGUCGCAAACACCACCACUACUGUUCAGGCCACCCCUAUUCCGUCCAGCUCUUUGAUCCCUCCACCUUAUAUAGGAAAUUACGCAUUCCCGCCUGGCCGUCAAGUCUCCUUGGUCACAAAGAACGAAUCAUGGAGCUUUCCGAAAGAAUUCUAUCUUGGUGUUGCAGGUGCCGCAUUCCAGAUUGAAGGUGCCGCGAGAGCUGAUGGCAAAGGACCGUCAACUUGGGAUGUGAAUAUGCAUCGUGUACCCAACUUUGUCGCUGACAAUAGCACUGGAGAUAUCACGGAUAACAACUACUACACGUACAAACAGGACAUUGCACGUCUUGCUGCUAUUGGUGUCAAUGCAUACUCGUUCUCUAUUGCCUGGACACGCCUGUUCCCUUUCGGCUCCGGACCAGUCAACGAGCUUGGUAUUGCUCACUACAACGAUGUCAUCGAUACGUGUAUUGAAUACGGCGUCACACCUAUGGCCACUCUUUACCAUUGGGACAUGCCUGCUGUAUUACAGAACAAGUAUGGCGGGUGGCUGGGCGAAGAAGUCGUUGGAGACUUUACAGAGUAUGCUCGUGUAGCGUACGGUCGGUUUGGGGAUAGAGUAAAACACUGGUUUACCAUCAACGAACCGAUUGUGAUCUGCACGCGACAGUACCCGAUGCCUGAUGGGUACUGGCGCAACUUCUCAAUCCCAAAGAUUGAGCAGCAAUUCGUAUGUGGCCGGAAUAUCUUGCUUGCACAUGCUCAAGCCUAUCGAUUGGGCAAGUCUAUCGUACCAGACGCCUCUAUCGCAUUCAAACACAACGGUGGAUACAAGAUACCUCUUACCAAUAGCUCUGCUGACGCGGACGCUGUACAACGAGCAUGGGACUUCAAUGAAGGCUGGUUCGCAGACCCAGUCUAUCUUACUGGAGACUGGCCCUCUACUGUCAACGACUAUGUCUCAUCUUUUCUUCCCCCUUUCACAUCUCAACAGAAGGAACUCAUUCGCGGGUCCGCCGACUUCUUCGUCCAUGACGCCUACACAGCUCAAUUCUACAUGGCUCCUGAUGCAGGCAUCGACUCUUGCAUUUCCAACUCUAGCAACCCUCUCUAUCCUUCAUGUGCCAACAGUACAUACGCCUAUGGACCAGCCCAAGGCAACUGGGUCAUAGGUCCUGCAGCUGACCCUCACUCGCCAUGGCUCCACCGCGCAACCGACUGGUUCCCUGCCUUCAUGUCCUACAUCAACACCACCUGGCCCUCCCCAGCGAUCCAAGUCACCGAAUUCGGUUUCGCAGAACCAUUCGAGGCCUCCAAAACGCUACUCCAAGAUAUCCUCUGGGAUCCAAUUCGCACUUCCUACUACCAUGACUACAUGGAAGCUAUACUCAUCUCUUUGAGUGAAAGUAUCAAUAUUACUGCGGCACUGGCUUGGAGUUUUGUCGACAACUUGGAGUGGAACCAAGGUAAAAGCGUUAGGUUUGGCAUGCAAUAUGUCAAUUUUACAGAUCCGUCACUGGAGAGACACUAUAAGGCUAGUUUCUUCGAGUAUACCAAUAUGUACAAGACAUAUGUAGAGAAGUAG